CUAACACCGGAUCCCCUCUACCAUUCCAGUCGCAAACGCUGGGAAGACAACUGGCACUCGAUUACGGAAUGUUGUUUAAGGUAUUGGUCACUUUCGUCGUCCUAACAGGUUGUUGUUGUUGGGCUUCUCGUAUCAAACGUCAGGAAGAUGGCGAAUUCUGGUGGUUAAAUAAAGAGAAACCUGUUGACGACGAGGCCUUGGUAGAGCCAAUUGCAGAGGCCAAAAGCAAUUCGCCCGACGAGAGCAAAAUUGCCAACAUCAAACAAGAGAGUUCAAUCGAUUCUACAGUAGUUGCUCAAAUUUUGAGUAGCGGGCCGGAAACAGCUGGCAAAUUCUCUCCUCAUCCAGGCGUUUGUGUCUGCGUACCGUAUUAUCUUUGCAACGAAGGUCAAAUUAUCACAGAUGGAGCAGGAAUUAUUGACAUACGCAAAAAACCACCCACAAGAAAUGUGACGAUAGAAGCCAAAUCUAUCAGAAAGCGGGACGUUCCCCCCGUGCCCAACGGACUGGUUGGAGGCAAUUGCCCCGGUUCGAUCGAAGUUUGUUGCAAAAUGCCUACACCUGAACCGAUACCGGAAAUCGUUCCAACCGUGCCAUUGGGUCCUAAAUACGUUUCAACCUGCGGUGUACGCAACGGUGAUGGCCUUAAUGUUCGCAUCACAAAUUUUAAAGACAACGAGUCACAGUAUGGAGAAUUCCCUUGGAUGGUUGCUAUCCUGCGGCCUACGGUUUCUGCAGCAGGCAAAACGAACGAUGUCUACCAAUGUGGUGGCUCAUUGAUUCACCCAUCCGUUGUACUCACGGCAGCUCAUUGUGUCGUCGGAAAAGACCCCAAGAGCCUCAAAAUCCGUGUAGGCGAAUGGGAUACCCAGUCAGCGUAUGAAUUUUUCCCGCAUCAGGACCGUCUUGUUGUCGACGCAGUUAUUCAUGAACAGUACUUCUCCGCAGCGCUAUUUAACGAUGUAGCUCUACUCUUCCUUGCAGAACCUGUAGACCUGGGACCCGAAGCCGACGUUGUCUGUAUUCCUCAACCAAAUCAAGUCUUCGAUGGAAGUCGCUGUUUUGCAACCGGUUGGGGAAAGGAUCAAUUCGGUCAAGCAGGAAAAUAUCAACAUGUUUUGAAGAAGAUCGAACUUCCAUUGGUUCCUCACCCUACAUGUGAGAGUAGUUUGCGCAAAACUAGGCUCGGACAGGCUUUUAAGCUUCAUGAAAGCUUCGUUUGUGCCGGUGGAGAACCCGGGAAAGAUACAUGCAAGGGGGAUGGAGGAUCACCCUUGGUUUGCCCCAUACCCGGUGAACGAAAGCCACCCCGCUACGUGCAAGUUGGAAUUGUGGCCUGGGGUAUUGGUUGCGGUGAAAAUGGUGUGCCUGGCGUUUACGCAUCUAUCCCACACGCGUCUUCCUGGAUCGCAGAUAAAAUUUCUAAACGCUUUAAUCUUGGCCCAGAUUACUUUCUCAAACAGUUACCUUCUUCUAUGGUAUGAUUUCCCUUAAGACUAAAAAUGCAGUACUAUAUAACUCAGAUCUACCAGUUCCAAAUACACCCAUGAUUUUGUCCACUAAAGAAAAAAUGGUUAUUUAUAGUCUUACCUCAAUUGGGGUAGGUCCAGUCAAAAGAUGUAGGGCAACAACAAUUGCAAAGCCACCAAAAGCAAUGAAGAUUGAUCCCAAAGCCAGCAACCACCAGCUGGUAAAACGAAACAUGCCAUUUUGCAUUCCUGUUUCAGAAUUGAUACACGAUUAAAUCU
Molecule: messenger RNA, 1748 nt
Organism: Daphnia magna
Lineage: Eukaryota; Metazoa; Arthropoda; Branchiopoda; Diplostraca; Daphniidae
Product: phenoloxidase-activating factor 2
Exons: 5
Coding region: 69-1484 (471 amino acids)
Biological process (GO): proteolysis
Molecular function (GO): serine-type endopeptidase activity
Source: RefSeq, a predicted model, not a curated record